UGGGGAACUGAAGGGCUGUGAGUUGCGUCCAUUUCUCCAAUUAGUGCUCAGGUGUAGGCGGGGUGUUUCUCCUCCAUUUUGUCACGACGCUUGAGAGAAACUGGAGGGAAAAUUGGGCAGACAUUAAUUUAUUCUAUUAUUUUAACGGUUUUAGACAUGGAUCUCCAAAAACAGCGCCAUGGGACGAUGAUGUCGAACGGCUUCAUCUUACCGCAGGGCAAAAUGACGCCCAACACACUUUUCGUGGGAGGCAUAGACAUGAAGGUUGAAGAAAAUGAGAUUCGAGAGUUCUUUUCUCGGUACGGUGCAGUGAAAGAGGUUAAAAUCAUCACCUACCGUGGGGGGAUCUGCAAAGGUUACGGUUUUGUUUACUUCAGCGAGGAUGUCGACAUCCAGACUAUCGUUGAACAACAAAUCAAUUUUAAAGGAAAGAAACUCAAACUGGGCCCUGCCAUCAUGAAGGAGCGGAGUUCUCGUGAGUCAGGUUUUCAAGGUUCUGUCCAGUCACCUUUGACUGGCCCAUCACAAUGGGUAAACCCCUCCCCCUGUGUGUAUUGUACCUGCUGCCCUCCCAACCUGGUUACGCCCUCUGUGCUCAGUGGAGGUGCACAGUACCUACAGCCAUAUUCUUACCCAAGUUUUCCAGGAGUAAUGAUCCCUCAAAUGCCUAUGAAUUAUGCACAGACAGCCUAUCCCUACCAGUAUUCCCUGCCACAGUGGUGUGGUGACCAAAGGACAAGGAUUAUGAAUCAGAACUUUGUGGAUUGUGGAGUCCAGACGUUGCUGACACUUCUGUAGUCCGUUUUAAAUGUGGACUGUCUUCCUGGACCAGCACCCAUGGAAACCAAGGCUGAUGUCUUUCUGGAAAUGACAUCUAAUUGUGGGAAAGCAUCUUCAGCAUUCUACCUCUGGUGUGACUGUGAUUUUGGGAACAAAGGUCCCACUCUGGGUGACAUGUCAGUGUGAUGCCAAAUCAUGGCCAUGUGGUCAAACUUCUAAUAGAAGGCUGCAUACUGUGUACACGUGUGUGUGUGUGAGAGAGAGAGAGAAUUUUUUGUCAGAUUAUUUGUAUUGUCCUUUCUCUGUUUUUGUCAUUCCAAACCUUUUAUAAAAAAAAAAAAAAAAAAAAAAGUCACUUUUAAAGUCACAGAAGUACUUGUUUCAUUUAUGUUGUGCAUUUUAAUGUUUGCACCUCUGUCGCUCUCCAAAUGCUUAUUACUCUCAAGGGGAAGCGACUGUUCUUGAGGCUUUUGUAAAUUGUUCCGCAAGUUCAGUUCAGCAAGUUUUAUAAUUAUAUUUGUUGCUUAAUCUCAUUCAUGCUGGCAAAGCUCUAUUGAUUAACUUCACAUCUCGUCUCACGCGUUGUAAGCACUGUCCUGGUUUUAUCUAUUUUUUUUUUUUUAAUUAUAUUUAUUUAUUUAUUUAUUUAUUUUGAACAACUUGGGAUUCCAGUGUUUGUUGGCAUUUUGAGUAUUUCUCAGCAGAUUUGAGGGGUUUUUUUCUUUGUGGCUUUGCCUAUUUGAUUGAGACACAAGUUAUUACAUUGGCUUGACUCUUAAUUUCAGAUCCGUUGUGAAGAGUGGCCAGAAAUAAAAUCACUGCAUUAAAUAAGAAUGGUUGAUUGAAAAAAGAAAAAAAAAAUCUUUUAACCUUGUCUCUGUAAAAAGGCUUAGUCACACUAUGGGUUUGGCCAAUUUUAAUUCACUAACUAAUGAUGGAAUAACAAUCCCUUACACGUUCACUGGUUGAAACUGAUGUUUGAUAUUUGUGUUUAUUUUAUUUUUUUAUUAUUAUUUAAAGGUUCACUGCGCUUGUAUGUUUCCUUCACUUUGUUAAUGGUGGUUUUCUUCACAAGAGUUGUUUUUAUUUAAAAAAAAAAAAAAAAAAUAGGGUGAACUGUCUUGAAUGGUGAGGUUCGCACUUGUCAUUUUCUUAUGGUUGUAACAGAUUGCAUGCCAACCUAAAUAGUUGCUGGUAAGCCAUAGGCAUUGAACACUAUUGUUUGUGAACACCUUUUAUGGAGCCUUUGGCAUCUGAUGGAUGCUUUUCUCUUUAAACCUCCCAUGGCCUUAUAAGAACCGUAGUUUCUGCUUUGAUUGAUGGCAUUGGUCGAUCACUAUUCAGUUUUGUAUGUAUACUAGUUUAACAUAAAAGGUUUGGAGUCUUGUUGAUAAAGAAAUAAAGUUGAAGUUAAAUAAAAGUUUUACCAUAUGUGCA
This is a messenger RNA of Ictalurus punctatus (channel catfish), 2217 nucleotides long. RefSeq names its product deleted in azoospermia-like (gene dazl). Bases 157 to 798 code for a protein of 213 amino acids. The transcript is spliced from 10 exons. The record is from RefSeq and is a predicted model, not a curated record. NCBI's taxonomy places the organism in Eukaryota, Metazoa, Chordata, Actinopteri, Siluriformes, Ictaluridae. Gene Ontology annotation, molecular function: mRNA 3'-UTR binding; protein binding.